GUUAAAAAAUAUAGCGUAACGAAAAUUAAAUAUUUUUAUUUACUUGAAAAAAGACAACAAAAAAACAUAGGAUAAGUUUUUAUGCGCCGUACAUGCUUACGUUUCCAAGGGUUUUUUCAAAACCUAAAAAAAGGUACGGAUAAAUACAACCUUUUCACCUCACUUUGGAAUAAACCAGAUACAAAGGAUGAGCGGAUCAAGGAGUAUAUCCCCGAGGUCCUAGAAGAAAGCUUACAGGAACAACGAAGGGUCAUUCAGGAAAGUACCACCCGUGACGUUAUUGUCGAGUCGGGUCAUAGAAUACUUUCAGAAAUUGAGAAAAAAAGCCCAACACCGAGUAUUCUUCCGCAUCUUUCGAAGAUAAUUCUCGAGUAUGGAGCGAAGAAUAUCAUUGCCCUUCGACCCCUUAGUUAUUUACUUUAUCCAUCAGGAUUAAUGUCUAGUAAUGAUAGACAGCCCCAUGACUUAAUUCUCAACUUUGUCGACAAUUUUCGAAGCCUGAUCGAGGAGGUCGAGCAAAAUGGCUGUUCGGCUCGUCUUUCCAAAGCACCAUCGCGAAUAAUUAGUGCCGAGGGCGAACCCUCCCAAACUCCAUUGUUCCUUUCCCAAACAAAAGACGACAACAAAGGGGAGGAGUGUGAGGAGAAGGACGAGAAAACCGCCAGAAUGGCGUUGAAUACGGGGCUUAUGAACUCCACGGCUCUGAACGAGACCAAUCUCUUAAACGAACCGUGCGACAAUGCGGAUGAGUCAAGCCGUGAAACGAAACAUCCACCAAAUGCGUUUUAUGCAGAGCCGACGGACAUCACUCUUUUUGUCCAGGUGAUCACCGGCAUGGCACUCGCCAACCUGCACUGCGGGGACAUCCCCAACGCGAUUCACUGCGUGGAAAUAGGUAUCAACCAUGUGGUCGACCCUACCCGUCGGGGUGCGCUUUUCGGCCUCAAAGCCGGACUUUUAGUUCGCCAGAAAAAAUUUAAAGAAGCGGUGGAAAUUGCCAAGCUCGCGGUCGAAGCCUCAGACAACCCACAAGGGUACCUACACGGGGGCUACGCACUGCGCCGUUUAAACGCACCAAACGAAGCGAUGGCACUACUGGAAAAAGGGGUGGAGAAUCACCCAAUGAAUACGAGAAUAGUCGCCCAGCUGGAGGCCGCUGAAAAGGAGGUCAGGUUGUUAUUGCCAGUUUCCAAAGGGGAUACAAAUGGAAGCUAGAGUUCAAGCCUAUCCUGGAUUACUCACAGCAACAAAUCAACCUAGGGGUGUUCCUUUUUUCCUUAUUUUGCGUGAUAUUCUCACAAAUGCACCUCGGCUA
Phytomonas sp. Hart1 is the source of this 1315-nucleotide messenger RNA. The record is from the annotation of a GenBank genome assembly. NCBI's taxonomy places the organism in Eukaryota, Euglenozoa, Kinetoplastea, Trypanosomatida, Trypanosomatidae.